This is a messenger RNA of Eublepharis macularius, 4567 nucleotides long. RefSeq names its product transducer of ERBB2, 2 (gene TOB2). Bases 338 to 1384 code for a protein of 348 amino acids. The transcript has 2 exons. Lineage: Eukaryota; Metazoa; Chordata; Lepidosauria; Squamata; Eublepharidae. Gene Ontology annotation, cellular component: nucleus; cytoplasm. Gene Ontology annotation, molecular function: transcription corepressor activity. The record is from RefSeq and is a predicted model, not a curated record. Gene Ontology annotation, biological process: regulation of gene expression.
GAGAGGGUGGCUGUAGGUUCCCCGUUGAGGGAGGGAAGGAAGGCAGAAGGGGGCGCCCUGGUCAACAUCCCCCCACCCCACUUCUGAUUGGGCCUAUAGAAGGGGGAGAAGUUAUCUGAACAGCAUCCAUUUGAUUUAAAACAAAAAACAAAAAAAAAUCGAACGACCACAUCUACACUUGUGAAAAAGGAGAAACACCCUGGAAAGAAAAAGAAGCCACCCCACCAUCUCACCUGGUGCUGAAAACAAGAAGGUUGUUUGGAGCCAAAACCUGUCUAUGUUUGUGUCCCUUGUCUCUUUUAAUAUACUGCCCUAACUUGCUUGCUGUGAAGGGAGUAUGCAUCUGGAGAUCAAAGUUGCUCUGAACUUCAUCAUCUCCUACCUGUACAACAAGCUGCCACGGAGGCGGGCCGACCUGUUUGGUGAAGAGCUAGAGCGGCUAUUGAAGAAGAAAUAUGAAGGCCAUUGGUACCCAGAAAAGCCUCUGAAGGGUUCAGGCUAUCGCUGUGUUCACAUUGGGGAGACAGUGGACCCUGUAGUGGAACUGGCUGCCAAGCGGAGUGGACUGGCUGUCGAGGACGUGCGGGCCAAUGUCCCUGAAGAACUGAGUGUCUGGAUCGACCCUUUUGAAGUUUCCUACCAAAUUGGGGAGAAGGGGUCAGUCAAGGUCUUGUAUCUGGAUGACAGCGAGGGCUGCAGUGCAGCCGAGUUGGACAAGGAGAUCAAGAGCAGCUUCAACCCUGAUGCCCAGGUGUUUGUGCCCAUUGGAAGCCAAGACAACUCUUUGUCCAAUUCUCCUUCCCCAUCUUUUGGCCAGUCUCCAAGCCCUACUUUCAUCCCUCGUUCAGCCCAGCCCAUCACCUUCACCACUGCCACUUUUGCUGCCACAAAAUUUGGUUCAACGAAGAUGAAGAAAGGUGGAGGAGCUGGAGCCAGUACAAAUGGCACAGGGGUUCCUCCUCAGCAGCAGCAGCAGCAGCAGCAGCAGCAGCAGCGUUUGGCCCGAUCACCCACCAAUGGUCUGCUGAAGCACAAAGGCCUCUCCCUGUCUAUGCAUUCUCUGAACUUCAUUGGGGGCAGUCCAGCUCCUCAAUCUCAGCUCUCCCCCAAUGCCAAGGAGUUUGUUUACAACGGUGGAUCACCAGGAGCUGGCAGCCUCUUCUUUGAUGGUGUAGCUGCUGAGAACCAGGCUGGCGGCAUCCCGCCUGCAUCCCAGUUCAGUGCCAGCAGUGGCGGUGGCAGCUUUGAUAUGGCUCAGGUUUUUGGUGGCAGCACCAACAGCCUCUUUCUGGAGAAGACGCCCUUCGUGGAAGGACUCAGUUACAAUCUGAAUGCCAUGCAGUAUCCCAGCCAGUCGUUUCAGCCAGUGGUUUUGGCCAACUGACCACCAUGAGAGUAUUCUGGGGGAAAUAACUUCCAAAAAAAAGAGAAAAAAUAAUUAGAAAUAUUUGAAAUCUUAUAAAUAUAGCUUCUUGGAAAGAGACAAACCCUGAUUCGUUGCGUCAUGCCAGGGAGCGCUGCUGAAGCACUGAUGAUUUUUUUAAAAACUUGUUUCCUGUGCUUUUUCCUACCCAUUCUCUUACACUUAAUGAGGGAAGCUAUCCUUCUCAGCCCAGCAGUGGUGUAAACCAGCAUCACUUUAUCUCCCAUGCUGCUGCUCAGAACUGGUUCUUAAAUGUGCUUGCUGUAAGAAUGGUCUUGUUCAGGGCACUGUCAUGUCUCUUGGGUCCAGAUGUCUUGAUUCCGCCCCCCCCCCCACUCUCCUUUUUUUAAAUGUGGAUUUAGUUUGCUUCUGGAUCUGUAAAUUCUCAAGUACAACUUAGAGGAAGAUUUGGGACAUACAUUCAUUUCUCAUAGUCCUCAUAUUUUGUAUUCCUGUUGCAAGAUAGUAAGUCUUUUUUCUCCCUUUUAACUUGUGCUGUUGGUAGGGCUUGCAGUGGGGAUGCUUUCAUUAAAAGUUCCUCUAGUCCCAGGAAAAUGGUGAAGGACAACAUUGUUGGAGACAGUUUUGUCUAGUGUUUCUCAUUUCAAAAACUGAGGGCUCUAGAAUCUGACAUAAGAAAAAUUGGUCCAUGUUUCCUGUAGAAGUGAGCACUGGCUUUUUGGUAUUUGAAUCUGAGCAGCAUCUGCUGAUGUUCCUCUGGAUCAACCACCCGGGUUUACAGAGUUUAGUUCUUCUGUUGACAGCUGAGCAUUUAGCCCAUGAUUCUCAUAGGAAGGAUGUUUUUUCCUUUCUUAUUGUGGAUUACUUUUGAACAUUACUUCUAGAGAAGAGAAAGUUAUAUUACAUACUGCUUUCUGGGUGGAUGGUGUGAAGGUUAGCACUUUGCAUUUCAUGUCUCUUAAGACUUUUAACCAAAAAUCUUAGGGUUUUUUUUCACAUGAAAGGAAGCAGGCAUUCCUAUAUGGAAGAGCUCCCCACAUAUCAGGUCCAGCAUGCGCUUGUUCCAUCUCAAGGUUUGCCCUGCUGUUGAAUUUCCAAGUGACUUAAGGGAUGGUAAGGAGAAAGAGUUCCCUGUGAUAUGAAUGUAGUGUGUCUGUCUAUCUCUCUCCUUACUGUUGCUAGUGAGCUAGGGAUCCUAAUUCUAUUCCCUGCAUCUCCCCUUUCUUGCUGGAGAGGGCAGCCUGGAAGACAGGGACAGUUGUGGCCUUCAAUAGUGAGUGUUUUGUAGAUGAUGACAAAAUCUGCCUUUGGACCGUAAACAUUUCUCCAUCUAUGCCUUGUGAGAUUGUUAGUACACCCCAAAGUGAACCUAGCAAUGGGGUAAGAGAUCUUCAAGUGAGUCACCAGGUGAGCCGUGAACAUAUGUAGAGAGGAGGGAGGUAGAGUGUAUACUCCAGGCUUCAAAAUCAGUCUCCCACUCCACCUAUUUUCUUGGUGAGGGGAGGUCUUUUCCACAGCAUGCUUUGGCGUGCACAGAGUCUAGUUUCAGCAGUUUCUCUGGCCAAGUCGUUUGAAUAUAUAAGCUACAAUUUGUUCUUCUAGAGGAUCUUUAGUUAUUUGGGAGGAAGUUAACCUCACUCUCUCCAAAAGCUAAACUGAAGAUGCCCUACAAGACUGUCUGAGCCUUAAGUACCAUAAGCAUCACCUGUCCCAUGAAGGAUGCUCUAACCUUGAAGCACUAAAGAUGGUGGGCAUGAUUCAUGGAGAACGUCUGUUGCCCAAGCCAUCUUAAUAUGAAUAGAAAUGGUAAAGACUGGGGCUUGUGCAGGAAAGGUUCUCAUGGUGCCCCCAAACUUUGUUUCCAUGUACCCCUUUUUGCUCCUCACCCAUCAUCUGCUGGGCUGAGGAAGAGAACCCCAAGAAUGCUCAUCUGUUUUUCCACUGAGUGGAUGAAGAGGGAAAAUGCUGUCAAGCAAUAGUGUGAUGGGGAAGUUUCCAGUGGCUUGAGGUCCAAAACCUGAACAUGGCCCUUGACACCUGUUUAGCAAAAGUAAUUAUUGUCUGCCUUUUCCCUUAACAUUACCACUGCCACCCACUUCUCCCUCUGGAAUGUACUGUAGACUGCCAAGCUAUUACACUGGACUUGAACCCAAUCUCCCUCACUAGGAGAGCUGCUGGCUUCCUGUCCCCCCAGUAUAAUCUCCUUUCGUAACUUCUGCAGCAGAAAGCUGCAAUGAGCCACUGCCUGGGUGGGAUCCUGUACUCUUCUAAGGCUUAACACAUGGAAAGGAGAGAGGGAACCUCACUAGCACCUGCAAUGUGUGAUGUUUGACACUGCUUUAUCCUGCUACCUGCUUUUGAAAAGAAGUCUGCAUACAUGAGGAGGGAAAGGGGAGGGACCAACAUCUAUCUCCUAAAGGAAAACCUAACGUGCUUCAGAAGCAUUUCCAGUGCUGGCGGCAAUGAAACUCGCGGCCUCUUUUUUGGUCUUGUCUCAAAGAGUUAGACGUUCAGCUUCAAUUUUAUUUUUAAAACCUGCACUAAUUUACCUGGUUUCUUAGGAAGAAAAAAAAAGAUUUUUUUUAACUUUUAUUUUUAUGGGUUUGUGUUAAUUUUUUUUGUUGUCCGUUUAUAUUGAAUAAUUUGCUACAUUUGUAAAAUGUAAGAGGUAUAUAUAAUAUAUGUAUAUUUCUAACGUAAAAAAAAAUUGAAAUUUUUCUUUUCAAGAUUUUUUCUUAGAGGAGAGAAAAAAUAUUUUUUCAGGAAAAUUUUAAAAAAGAAGCAGUGAAAGCUCCUUUCUCCCCUCACCUCCCUCCUUCCUGACCCUUUUUGAAGAGUGAAUCAACAACAUGAUCUUAAGAGAAUGGAUGAGCGCAAAGACGACAGAAUUAUGUAUGUUUUUUAAUGCAGAGGUCCAUGCUGUUUUUCUUGUUUGAGUUUUUUCUUCUUUUUUUACAGUCUGGGGCCAUUGAGUAGGGAUCCAAAAGGGGGUCUUUUCUUUUUUUUCUCUAGCGAAGGAGGAAUACAAUCAGAGUUUUGUAUUCAGAAUGUUGUGCAAUAUUUUGGAACAGGAUAUUGGUGUGUCUAGAGAUUUAGUUAAAAACAACAAAGGUUGAUCAAAUCUGUACAGUUUCUAUUGUUCCAGAUUUUUUUAAGUUUGUAUUAAAAGCAUGAUAUAUAAUA